Molecule: messenger RNA, 1827 nt
Organism: Cydia pomonella (codling moth)
Lineage: Eukaryota; Metazoa; Arthropoda; Insecta; Lepidoptera; Tortricidae
Exons: 14
Coding region: 41-1687 (548 amino acids)
Biological process (GO): immune response
Cellular component (GO): lysosome
Molecular function (GO): cysteine-type endopeptidase activity
Source: RefSeq, a predicted model, not a curated record
UAAAUGUAAACUGCUCGUUCAUGCAAUUUGUAACAUUAAAAUGACAUUGAAAGGAUUAUUGCUGUUUUGUUUAGUGUACGUGGCUGCUGGAAAACAUGUAAAAAUAGAUAAAGAGUCUCCUGUCCUGAAAUGGCCUCCUACGUAUUCUCUCGAAGCAACAAAGUAUUAUAUGUCAUCUGGUUUGAUCGAAAACUUUAAAUACUGGAGAUCGUCGAGGAAUUCACGCUUGGAAGCCAAUAAUGGAGCAGUUAUUAAAAUCGCGAUAGGCACGAAAAAGGGCUAUGGAAAAUAUGAGAUUCAUCCUGAGACAACAGAGGAAGAGACCAACAAGAUGGUGUGUACAAAAAUCAAGGAAAUGCUUGUAAGACCAGAAAAUUUUCUACCCACAAUCGGUGAUCUCAAUAAGCAAGAAGGUACUGAAAAUAUUAGAGGUAUCGAUUGCGUCAAAUUCACAAAUGCAGGGGAAACGAGACCAGAAAAUGAGAAAACAUUAUGGGCCUACGCUGAUAACGGUACCGCCUAUUGGAUUCCCGUAAGAUACAAAACCAAGGAGGUUGAUGACUGGCAUGGAUAUUUGAACAAUUACGAGAUUUGGGAUUUCGACAACUUCAAUAAAGACAUUGAUUUAGACGUUUUUAAAAUGACCUAUAAUUGCUCAAACAAAGAAAAUGAUGAAAAAGCUUCUAGUAAAUCCAGUGAUAACUAUCUCCUGACUUUAAAUGCCGAAGACAUUACGGCAUUUGAUGAUGCAUUUUCGACAUAUGUACGGCAGUUUGGAAAACAAUAUGCCAAUAAGGAAGAACGUGAAAUGAGAAAACGCAAUUUCUACAAAAGUUGGAGAUUAGUAACCAGUACAAAUAAUAAAAAUCUGGGUUAUAAACUCACACUAAAUAAACUGUCCGAUCGUAUUGACGAAGAAAUCUCGAAGUACAGAAGACCGAAAAGUGACAAGCCUAAAACCGGAAGCAUACCUUUUCCUUACACAAUAGAGGAAAUAAAAAAAAUUGCAAAUACUCUGCCAAAGGAGUACGAUUUAAGGGUGGAAGGCCUUGUUGGUCCAGUGUCGGAUGCGUUAAAUGAAGGAUGCGAGUCUGAUUGGGCCUUUGCUGUUACGGCUGUCGUGGAAGGUGCUCUGGCUCGGAGCAACGGAGGUACUUGGAUGAAGCUCAGUGAACAAGCUCUCAUAGAUUGCUCCUGGGGACACGGAAAUAAAGGUUGUAAGGGCGGAAGUCCUACCAAAUCUUACUCGUGGAUAAUGGAGUAUGGAUUACCCUUACAACAGGAAUAUGGCACAUACACGAACAAGAAUGGAUUUUGUAAAAUGAAAAAUAUGACAAAGACGUACAAAAUUAAAGGAUACACCGAUGUCAUCCCUAAUAGUGUGGACGCUCUCAAGAUCGCUUUGAUAAACCACGGGCCUAUAUCUGUGAAUUUAAACGGUGGCUACGGCUUAAUGUUGUAUGAUGGUGGCAUUCUUUACGACGAGUUGUGUGACGUAUCUGACGUAGGUGAUGAAGAAGAAAAGAUCCCUAUGACUCUAGUUGGUUAUGGUGAAAAAGACGGCGAUACAUUCUGGAUCCUCAAAGAGUCCAACAGUCCAUACUGGGGUAUCGACGGCUACGUCUACAUAUCUGCUAGAAAUAAUAACUGCGGCGUAAUGAAUGAAGCUACUUAUGCUAUUGCUUAAUAAAAUAAAUCAGAAAUUUGAUCUAACGACUAACGACUUUUCGAUAUGUGUUUAACGAACAUGCUUAGAAGAUAAUAUUAUAAUUAUACACGUGGAAUGUAAGUAGGCUAAGCAAAUGAAAAUAUACUUAUAAAAUAGCA